Molecule: messenger RNA, 1058 nt
Organism: Pelecanus crispus (Dalmatian pelican)
Lineage: Eukaryota; Metazoa; Chordata; Aves; Pelecaniformes; Pelecanidae
Gene: VPS29
Product: VPS29 retromer complex component
Biological process (GO): retrograde transport, endosome to Golgi
Cellular component (GO): retromer complex
Source: RefSeq, a predicted model, not a curated record
UUGCAAUGGCUUUCAGCAACAAAACCAAAAAAAAAUUCUGUACACUCUUGUGAGGCCCCCCUCUGGAUAAAGUUCUAUGUUAGUAAGAGCCCGUGUUUUCCUUCAGUAUAGCAAUAUUCCAUCACCAUUUCAUUUUUAUUUUAGUAGCUUUUACAUCAAAAUGCAAGUUAUGAAACUGAAGAAAACAUUGCAAUGCUUUCUGUUUGCCAAUGAUUCUUGUCUUAAUAAGCAUCUGUAAUGAUCUUUCUUCCCUGUCAUGACACCUGAUAAGUUGGUGUUAGUAUUAGGAGAUCUUCAUAUUCCACAUCGAUGCAACAGCCUCCCAGCCAAAUUCAAAAAACUGCUGGUUCCAGGAAAGAUCCAACACAUCCUCUGCACAGGAAACCUCUGCACCAAGGACACUUAUGACUACCUCAAGACUCUGGCUGGGGAUGUUCAUGUUGUCAGAGGGGACUUUGAUGAGAACCUGAAUUAUCCUGAACAGAAAGUUGUAACUGUUGGACAGUUCAAAAUCGGGCUGAUUCAUGGCCAUCAGGUUAUUCCUUGGGGUGAUAUGGCCAGCCUGGCACUGCUACAAAGGCAGUUUGAUGUGGACAUCCUAAUUUCAGGACAUACACACAAAUUUGAGGCAUUUGAACAUGAAAACAAGUUCUAUAUCAAUCCAGGAUCAGCUACAGGAGCUUAUCAUGCCUUAGAGAACAACAUCAUUCCUUCAUUUGUGCUGAUGGAUAUCCAGGCUUCUACAGUAGUUACAUAUGUCUAUCAACUAAUUGGAGAUGAUGUGAAAGUAGAAAGAAUUGAGUACAAAAAGUCUUAAAAAUGUAUUUGCUUGUCUGGUAUUUUUACCAUCUCAUUCUGAACUGCAAGUUACUACAAUACUUGAUUGCUAGUUUACAGUACUACACUUACUUGCUAACAGCUUAACAAUGUAGCUUAUAACUUUAAAACAACAUUGUGUUUGCUUUUCUCUGUAUGAAUUGAUUUGUAAAAUAUUCCAUUGAAAUAACUGUUUAAAUACUGUUCGUUAAUGUUGUAAUAAACUCUACUUCAUAGAAAAA